Molecule: messenger RNA, 942 nt
Organism: Ochotona princeps (American pika)
Lineage: Eukaryota; Metazoa; Chordata; Mammalia; Lagomorpha; Ochotonidae
Product: olfactory receptor 11H6-like
Exons: 1
Coding region: 1-942 (313 amino acids)
Biological process (GO): G protein-coupled receptor signaling pathway
Cellular component (GO): membrane
Molecular function (GO): G protein-coupled receptor activity; olfactory receptor activity
Source: RefSeq, a predicted model, not a curated record
AUGACCCCAGAGGCCAGAAAUACCUCCCACAUUGUGACUUUCUUCAUCCUCUCGGGUUUCUCUGGCCAGUGGGAAAUACAAAUCCUACUGUUCUCCAUAUUCUUCAUGACAUACAUCCUGACUCUGCUUGGAAACAUGGCAAUUGUGUGUGCAGUGCGCUGGGAUCGCCGGCUCCACACCCCCAUGUACAUCCUGCUGGCCAACUUCGCCUUUCUGGAGAUCUGCUAUGUCAACUCGGACGUACCAAACAUGCUAGCCAACUUCCUCUCCAGGACCAAAACUAUCUCCUCUACACGUUGCUUCCUCCAGCUGUACUUCUUCUUCUCGCUGGGCACAACUGAAUGCUUAUUUCUCUCCAUCAUGGCCUAUGAUCGCUUCCUGGCUAUCUGUCACCCUUUGCACUACCCCACUACCAUGACUACGAAGUUCUGUAACAGUCUCAUCAUCUUUUGCUGGGUCUAUGGUUUCCUCUGGUUCCUGAUUCCAGUGAUACUCGUUACCCAGCUUCCAUUUUGUGGCCCAAAUGUUAUUGAUGACUUUCUGUGUGACCUCGGGCCCCUGCUAGCUUUGGCUUCAGCCUGUGACCCAAUCCCAGGAACUGUCCUCAUAUGUGGUACCAUGAGCUCCCUCCUCAUCUUUGCCACCUUUUUCUAUAUUAUUGGCUCCUAUACCAUGGUGCUGAGAGCUGUGAUGCAGGUACCCUCUGCAGCUGGCCGAAGCAAGGCCUUCUCCACCUGCUCUUCACACCUGGCUGUCGUGUUUCUGUUCUAUGGCUCAGUCAUGAUGACAUAUGUGAGCCCAGGAUCAGGACAAGCAGAGGGUAUGCAGAAGUUCACAACUUUGUUCUACUCAGUUUUGACUCCUUUUUUCAAUCCCAUGAUCUAUAGCCUCCGAAAUAAAGAAAUGAAGGAUGCUUUGAAGAAAGUUCUAGGAGGCUCGUAA